AAAUGAACAUACAAAACUCCUUAUCCUGCCACUCCGUCAGGCUUUUGUUUUGUUCUCCAGACGUUGAUGCCUGGAGAGGUCGCUUGCGCGGUGGAUGAAGGAAAGAAAAUGGAAAGGCACUAGGGCAAAUCUUGGACGGAGCCGACUCGGGAAAGGAGCCCAACUUUCUACGAUGAACUACACCGUCAUUUCAAUGACACAGAAAUAACUUUUUACUUAUUUUUUAACUUCAUAAUGAUAGGCUAUUAUAUAGGCCUACUUACAGCAGGGUUGUCGGUUUAGGAAUUCAGUUCUGCCGACUGGGCGUGCACCUAUGAAAGAGAAACAAACACAGGCACGACGAAGGACAGGAGGAUAGCAUGUCAACAAGUACACUCAUCCCACCCAGCCUGAGGGAGAAGAAAGGGAGCUUCUUCAAGCUGAUCGACUCAUUUGCCUGGGAGAUCGGGACUCUGAAGAGGGAGGUGGUGCAGAAGGCUGAGCCAGCAGAGAGGGACCCAGAGCCUGUCAUACUACAGGGGCUGGAUGGGGAAGUGGGAGGUCUGUUCCUACAGGCUCCUCCCUGUGUUGGUGUGGGGGCACGGCUGGCUGGAGCUAGAGAUUCAGGCUACGACUCGUUGCGUAGAAGGAUGAGUGUGCUGGACAGGCUGGUGCAGACGCACGUUGUGUGGCUGCAGCUGGGACUUAACCAUGCAGACUCCACAAGCAUACUGGAACCGCAGCCCACCGGGACGUUUCUGGUGAGGAAGUCGACUACCUUGCAGAGGAAGGUGAUCUCUCUGCGUAUGCAUCAGGACUCUGAGACACCCGUCAAAGACUUCCCUGUGAAGGAGAGUCAAUACACAUUCUCCUUGGAGGGAUCGGGCCUCGGGUUCGCAGACCUGUUCCGUCUUGUGGCCUUCUGCUGUAUCAGCAGGGAUGUCUUGCCAUUCACCCUAAAGCUUCCUGAAGCCAUCUCUGCAGCCAGGACACCAACAGACUUGGAGGAGGUGGCCAAGCUAGGAGUAGGCUUCUGGGACUCUGAGCAUUGCUGCAGGAGCAAGAGUUCUGUCUCCCGGUUGUCCGGGACAACCAUCCAGGACCAAUCACCCAGCCCCCUGGUCACCCGCACCCCGUCCCAGCUUGAGUGUUCCCAGUCCAACGGGGCUCUCUGCUUCAUCAACCCCCUCUUCCUGAAGAUUCACAACCCAGAGGGGGGCAACCACACCACUCCCUCCUCCACCAGCCACUACAACAACCCCCACCACCUAAACAACAAUAGUACUACAACAACUACAGCAACAACGGUACAAGUUCAACAGCACUGUACCAGCAACCCAGAGCAACUUAUCAACUGCACAAACAGCUCUCAACCCCCUAGCAACAGCCCUCAGAGUCCUAGCCCUGGUAACAUCCCCCAGCAUCAUAACAACAGUGUGAGCCAGGCUAAGAGCGUGUCCCGCCCACCACCGCCUCGCCCCCCACCUCCCCACUGUGCCCCACGUCGCCCUGCCCCUCCUCGACGCCAGUGCAGCAUGCCUGAGAAGAUAUCCUGGAUCAACCCCCCCAAAGAGAAGGACAGGGUGGGAGAGGAGAAGAAAGGAGGAGAAAGAGAGAAGGGCAGUAGCCUUCUCUCCCGCCUGGGCUCCUCUCUCAGCAUCAGUCCAUCCUCUUCUUUCCUCUUAUCCUCCCCUCCUAAGAAGCUCAGCAUCAGUGCCCCCAUCUCUAUCCCCUUGUCCCUCUCCUCCUCUCCAAGUAGGCCGAAACCCACGCCGCCAAGCGACGUCGACUGCCAUCUUGCUCUCGAUGACCAGACUAUUGAGAACGCCAUUUCUCUCAGUCUGGCUAAGCUGUCACUGAGAAACGCCACCACCCCUGACGACAACACAGAGGGAAACAGUCCGUCCACUCAAGACCCAGCCCCCUCCCGUCGAGAGGAAGGAAGAGGAGGAAGAGGGGACAGUGUGCAGCGCCUGAGCGACAUGAGCCUUUCCACCGAAUCCUCUGCCGACUCACUAGAUUUUUCCCAGGGCUUCUUCCCCCCACUCCCUGAACCCAGCCCCCCCACCACCAACAACCUUGUCCUGCCCCCCCUCACCCACCCCUACAGCAGCAUGGAGGAAGAUGACGAUGAUGAAGACGAAGCAGACUUCGGCGGGAGCAUGGAGAGCGACCAAGACCAGGACCUGACCAUCACCCCUCCCGGGCUGCGCACCAAACGGCGAGCCAGCGCCGGGGCCAUGGUCAUCCAGCGGGCCCUCAGGGGCCACCUCCGUAAGAUGAGUGGGGUGUUCAACUCGCUGAUGACCCCAGAGAAACGGGCCAUACGGAGAGUCCUGGAGCUGUCGAGGGAUAAGGGCUCUUACUUCGGCUGCCUGGUGCAGGACUACUUGAGCUUCCUGCAGGAGGGAGGCGGCAGCCAGGCCUGGCAGUGCCACGCAUCAGGACUGGAGUUGCUGCAGACGCUACGCCAGUUCAUCACCCAGAUGAAGAGCUACCUGCGGCAGAGCUCUGAGCUGGAGCCCCCCAUCGAGUCACUCAUCCCAGAGGACCAGAUCGACUAUGUCCUAGAGAAGGCCAUGCAUAAGAUUGUCCUGAAGCCCCUUAAAGGUGUGGUGGGAGUGGCCCUCCAGGAGUUCCAGGUCCGCAGCGGGGCGUGGCAGGAGCUUAAGGAGAACCUCUCAUUGGCCAAGGUCCGGCAGCCCCAGGAAAUGGGCGUGACUGACGCCCUCCCUCCGGAUCCAGUCGCCAUAGAGAAGAUCCGGCACAAGUUUCACACCAUGUGUAAACUCUACUCCCCUGAGAAGAAAGUGACCAUGCUGCUGCGCGUGUGUAAACUCAUCUAUACCAUCAUGGAGGACAACUCAGGUCGUCUGUACGGGGCAGAUGACUUCCUGCCCAUGCUGACUUAUGUGUUGGCCCAGUGUGACAUGCCUCAACUAGAUAACGAGAUCCUCUACAUGAUGGAGCUGCUGGACCCCUCUCUGCUCAAUGGAGAAGGUGGAUACUACCUGACCAGUGCGUACGGAGCCAUGUCCCUCAUUAGGAACUUCCAAGAGGAGCAAGCAGCUCGUGUACUCAGUUCUGAAACACGCAACACACUCCACCAGUGGCACCGUCGCCGCACCACCCAGCGCACUGCACCCUCUGUAGACGACUUUCAGAACUACCUGCGAGUGGCGCUCCAGGAGCUGGACAGCGGCUGCACGGCCAAAACCCUGCAGGUGCAGCCCUACGCCACCACAGAGGAAGUCUGCCAGAUCUGUGCCUACAAAUUCAAAAUUCCCGACCCUGAGAAUUACGCUCUGUUCCUGCUCACUGAGGGCUCGAGCCAGCAGCUAGCCCCUGACACAUACCCCCAGAAGAUCAAAGCUGAGCUCCACAGUCGACCCCAGGCUGCACCUUUUCACUUCGUCUUCCGUCGCGUGGCUAACCUCAAUGAACUGGACGUGACCUCUCUUGAACCCCAGUCCAUUCUCAAUGACGUCAACCUUACCACGGACUCUGAGCCCAAUCGCAAUGAUGUAGCCUUAUCCCCUUCGGACCCCCAGCCCAACUUCAACCUGGGUCCCAGUCUCAGCCUCAGUCUACCCCCCAACCAGCAAAAUGGCAACUCCAUAUCUAUCUGAGGCUGCAGGGCUGGAAACCCCCCAUCUGAACAUUCUUUCUGUAACCCAACAAAACUGAUCUGAGCUGUGUUUAACUGGAUUGAACUGGGCCUAACUGGGUUAAGCUGAGCCAUGCUGAGUUUAGCCAAAACAAACUUCCCCUUUUGGUGAAUCUUCUGUCUAGCAGGGUGUCCUCAAAGCGGAAAGCUUUGUCUAAGUACAGGAGGAAAGGAGAGGAAGAGGGAAGGAAAUGCGACAGAUGGGGUUAUUUUGCAGCUCUAUUUGUGAACCUUUGUGACAUGGCACGCAAGGAGCACACGUGAGGGCAAACCUUUGUGACAUGGCACUCAAGGAGCACACGUGAGGGCAAACCUUUGUGACAUGGCACUCAAGGAGCACACGUGAGGGCAAACCUUUGUGACAUGGUACUCAAUGAGCACAAGUGAGCGCAAACCUUUGUGACAUGGCACUCAAGGGGCACACGUGAGGGCAAACCUUUGUGACAUGGCACUCAAGGAGCACACGUGAGGGCAAACCUUUGUGACAUGGCACUCAAGGAGCACACGUGAGGGCAAACCUUUGUGACAUGGCACUCAAGGAGCACACGUGAGGGCAAACCUUUGUGACAUGGCACUCAAGGAGCACACGUGUGAGGGCAAACCUUUGUGACAUGGCACUCAAGGAGCACACGUGAGGGCAAACCUUUGACAUGGCACUCAAGGAGCACACGUGAGGGCAAACCUUUGUGACAUGGCACUCAAGGAGCACACGUGAGGGCAAACCUUUGGGAAAUGGCACUCAAGGAGCACACGUGAGGGCAAACCUUUGGGACAUGGUACUCAAGGAGCACAAGUGAGGGCAAACCUUUGUGACAUGGUACUCAAGGAGCACACGUGUGAGGGCAAACCUUUGUGACAUGGCACUCAAGGAGCACACGUGAGGGCAAACCUUUGUGACAUGGCACUCAAGGAGCACACGUGAGGGCAAACCUUUGUGACAUGGCACUCAAGGAGCACACGUGAGGGCAAACCUUUGUGACAUGGCACUCAAGGAGCACACGUGAGGGCAAACCUUUGUGACAUGGCACUCAAGGAGCACACGUGAGGGCAAACCUUUGUGACAUGGCACUCAAGGAGCACACGUGAGGGCAAACCUUUGGGACAUGGCACUCAAGGAGCACACGUGAGGGCAAACCUUUGGGACAUGGCACUCAAGGAGCACACAUGAGGGCAAACGCCACUCACAUAAAGGAUGGAUAAGGAUGGAUAAAGGCUUUGGAAUAGUUUUGGUACAGACACAGACAGACCAUCUAUACGGUCAUACUGCAAAAGUGUCUGAAAGUUCAGAUUCGUGGUCAGUUUUUGGUUUGUAACUCCUAGUGGUGAAGCAAAGGAUAAGUCGAGGGAAAGAUGAUCUCAGAUCUGUGGAUAGGGGUAACUUUUGUCUGCAAUGGUUCCAUCUAGUGAUGUACUCGUUCUGUCCAUUCACUUUUUCUUCAGACAGAAAAUAGCCUUUAUAUCAAAUAUACAGCAAUUACUUUAUCUGGGUGAUAGCCUACAUCUAUUAUGAAUUACUUGUUGCAGUUGCUGGUAAAAUUGCAGGAUGUGUGUUUUUAUGGAAUAUUGUUUUAUCAUUGCAUGUUCUUUUCUUUGUUAAAUGUUAGAAGCAGGCAUGUCAGCCAGCGACGAAAUAAUGAACGUCCUUAAUGGUAUGAUUAUCCAGGAGAUAUGAUACUGUACUACCCUCAUAGCUAAUCCUUAGUUAAUAGAGGUCAUCGCUGCCAUAGUGAUUGUGUGAUAUAUGAUUGACUGGCUUGGUCUAUAGUACCGGCGUCAAAUCUCAGACAAGGUCAUGAAAUAUUGUACUACUGACAAAUAUUAAAAGUAUGCUUAAAUUGCCUUAUGAAAUUUGGUGUGUCAAUUCUCAAGCUGGUCUGAGAUUAUGCACACACACACACACACACAAAUGCACAAACUUGUGUGUGUUUUGGCUCUUGGCUGGUAAGAUUUCGAGCAUUGGGUAUGAGGGCAUGAGAGAGAUUUGCAAGGAUGCAGAUUUGAGAAAAAAUAAGAAACUUGCACACUGCUGUUGCUAGGUAUCACUGCUCUUUUUUAAGCUUUGACAAAAGCCGUGAGGUCGAUACGUAAAGCUCAAUAAAGAGCAGUGAUACUAGCAAGAGCAGUGUGCAGGUUACUUUUUCAAUUGUUACCAUGCACCUGCAACAAAGGUAGCUAAGAUGUGAGAGUGCCUUUUGAAUUUUGAAGGACACCGAUUUAAAAGACGGAGAGCGAAAAUGAUGAGAUGUGAAGUAGAACUGAAUCAUUAAUAAAAUAAGGCUCUGUUUCGUUAACUGAACACAAAUCAUGUUAAAACAAAUUGCAUUCUAUUAAUGUAUCAGUACUUCAAUGUUUACAUUUUGAAAUGUAGAGUUGAGCAUUGCUGGUGCUGUAGAACGAUAACAGAAAAGUGAGAUGGUAAAUGUGAUUGAGGAAAGGUUGAGUAGGCAAUAGCAUUAUUGUUAGAAACACUAUGUAGCUUAUAAUGUUAGUUAAAUAUAUUGAAAUAUGUCAAACUUUUUGGGGACUUAGGUGUUAUCCUGUUUUGAAUUUACUUAUAUUGUAAUACAAUUGCUACUCUAACAAGAUAUUUUAAAUGAUACACAUUUUUGUAUUUAUAUGUAUCUGUGCUGGGAUUUUUCACAGAUUGCAAUAUAACAGAUAUGGAAAAAGCAGUCUUCCAAGAUCAACAAGAAAUUGACUUAUGUUCCUAUUCUAAAGACUCUCUGUACGUAUCAUUGAAUGAUAUUAUUUUGCACUCAAUAAAUUUUGGUCAUGAAUUUGACUGUGCAUA
Messenger RNA from Salvelinus fontinalis (brook trout), 6437 nucleotides. It is a transcript of the gene rin2a, whose product is annotated as Ras and Rab interactor 2a. Bases 360 to 3608 code for a protein of 1082 amino acids. Gene Ontology annotation, cellular component: endocytic vesicle; cytosol. Lineage: Eukaryota; Metazoa; Chordata; Actinopteri; Salmoniformes; Salmonidae. Gene Ontology annotation, biological process: signal transduction; vesicle-mediated transport. The transcript has 12 exons. Gene Ontology annotation, molecular function: guanyl-nucleotide exchange factor activity; small GTPase binding. The record is from RefSeq and is a predicted model, not a curated record.